Molecule: messenger RNA, 1275 nt
Organism: Daphnia magna
Lineage: Eukaryota; Metazoa; Arthropoda; Branchiopoda; Diplostraca; Daphniidae
Product: UPF0676 protein C1494.01
Exons: 8
Coding region: 165-1070 (301 amino acids)
Molecular function (GO): dioxygenase activity
Source: RefSeq, a predicted model, not a curated record
AGAGAAUCUCUAAAUGCCUUGGGAUGAUGUUGAUCCUUAUCCUCCUACUAGCCAUUGUGUCGAUGUUUGAAGUGUUGCUCAUUGUGGACAACGUAAGUCGUUGAUCAACAUCACCCAGUCAAUCCGUUAUACUGCUAGAAAUUAAACUUGGAUAACAAGCCAUCAUGCCGGAGAUUCCCGUCGUUGACCUGUCCAACAUGGGCUUACAUCAAGGCCGCAUCACGAAAGAAUUAGACGAAGCAUUCUCCACCGUUGGUUUCGUCUAUUUGAAAAAUCACGGAAUAGAUCAAAAGAAGGUGGACAAUGUGUUUGAAGCUUCUAGAACAUUCUUUCAGCUGCCGGAAGAUAUCAAAAAAGGUUAUCCACGAGAUAAUGAGCAUUUCGACGGCUACACGGGGAGAGAUCAGGAGAUCUUGGAAGACAGCAGCGUGCACGAAGUCCGCGAAGCUUAUGACGUCACAUCUCCGACUGGAUUCUAUCCCGACGACAGCGUUCCUCAAUUCCGCCCAGCUAUUUGCGAGUUGGCCCAGUCACUUUGCCAGUUGACCGUCGACUUGUUGAAAUGCAUGGCACUUGCUCUAGGAUUGGACGAAGAUUAUCUGAGCAGUCGACAUCAGCACAUAUUCCAUGGCGUAGACAAAAAUGGGACGAUUUUGCGUUCACUUUAUUAUCCCUCACUAAGUGGAGACGACAUUCAACCGGGUGUCGUCAGAUGUGGAGAGCACUCUGAUUACGGCACUGUCACUUUAUUGCUCCAAGAUGAUAUGGGAGGGUUAGAAGUGCUGUCGGGAUCAGAAUGGAUAGCAGCCGAUCCCAUUCCUGGAGCUGUGUUGGUAAAUCUAGGAGAUUUGAUGCAAUUUUGGACUUCCGAUCGAUAUCAUGCUACUGUUCAUCGAGUACGAGUGCCUGAAAUCGAGAUACGUCGACGUUCACCUCGUCAGUCAAUCGCAUUUUUCGUUCAGCCCGAUAAUGGCGUUAUGAUCUCUGCGCUGGACGGGUCGCAGAAACAUCCACCCGUCGAAUCUUUGGCGUAUUUGAAACUCCGCUUAUCUGAGACGUACAAGUAUUGAAAUUUAACAAGGAAGGAAAAGUAGAUUACCGCUAUCGCUUUUUAGUAUCUAAAUGGCUAUGUAGCCAGACUAACCUCUGUGUUUUGUGUGUGGCAACGGCCACAAGUAUCGGGACCAUUCAGCUCCAGUUUUCACUACAACGUUCCGCACAUGUGUUCCUAAUUCUUGUUACUUAUGGCAUUGCAAUGAAUUCAUGCGUACCUUU